This is a messenger RNA of Selaginella moellendorffii, 1036 nucleotides long. RefSeq lists its product as uncharacterized. Lineage: Eukaryota; Viridiplantae; Streptophyta; Lycopodiopsida; Selaginellales; Selaginellaceae. The coding region runs from base 572 to 904 and encodes 110 amino acids. The transcript has 2 exons. The record is from RefSeq and is a predicted model, not a curated record.
GCCUGUCCCAGAUGGAUCCGCAGCGAAAUCUCCCCUCCACAGCUAUUUCCUUGAAAGAUUUCGCUCGCGCUCUUGCAGGAUCGCGGCGCCGCCGCUAAUUUCGUAUCUCCAGCGAUGAUCUGCGGGACAUGGACGGGAAUGGAGGCGGCGAUCGACCGCACGCGGUGGUAUUCCCGUUUCCAUCGCUGGGCCACAUCAUCCCGAUGAUGCAUCUCUCCUGGCGGCUGGAAUCGCUGGGAUUUUUCAUCACUUUCGUCAACACGGAGCACAACCAUUUCCGGAUCGGAGGGAGAGACGAAUGCCGCUGCUGCAGGAGCACGGAGUUCACAUCAACAUGGUGGGGCUUCCCGACGCCAACAUGCCUUCUCUCGAGACUAUCAACGUGUUUGAGGCGAUCAUGUCCACGGACAGGCUCCGCGGCGCUUUCGAGAGAUUGAUCGGCAAGCUGGUGGAGAGACAGAGCUGUCCUCCGGUUUGUAUCGUCGCGGAUGGAUUUCUUUCGUGGACUCAAGACGUUGCUCAGGACUUUAGUCUCCAGUGGGCCGUGUUCUGAGCUUGAUCUUCCGACUUGAUGGAAAGAGGCCUCGCACCUUUGAAAGCUGAAAACGAGCAUAGCUACAUUUCGUUCAUAGACGGUAUGAUAUCUUCCAGUGAUCUCCCGACUUCCAUCACCAGGCAGGAUCAAUAUGAUCCUGUCCAGAGCGUCGAUCUCGAGAAAAUAACACCGUCACCAUCUUUGGCUUGUCGUUGUAGUAAUUGGAGCUUGGGGUGGCGAUUGGGGCGCCGAUCAGGCUGGGAUGCCAGUCUCGAGCUCACACGGCAAUGCCCUGGUUCCAUCCGAUGCAAGUGUCUGUCCAGUUCUUGGCAGAAGACGAUCUCGGCGAUCGCCAAUGGAGCAUCGUAACGCGGCGAUGAUUAGUUGGACCUGUCCUCUAUCAUGACUCACAGCCAUUCGAAGGUUGCCAAAACUCUUGGGCAUCGGCAAACCGGUGUCCAGGGUCGUGUCCUGUCUCUGCUCCGCUCAAUAGCUUGCCGC